CUCCCUUUGGCACUCGUGCCAAAUUACAUAAUGCAUGUUACAGGAUCGGCAUCAGUAUUCGCCGGAGGAGCUUCGUUGAACGGAGGAGCAGCAGAAGAGGAAAGUAGCGGAACGACGAGUAAGAGGGAAAGGAAAAUCAAUGUCAGGCAACCAGUGCGUUGCAAGGUGAAAUCAAAGGAGCCCGGACGAGCCACACAACCCUCCUCUUUCUCCUUGGAAAGAGUGGAAGCCUGGUCGAUCCCACUGUCGGCGUCGUCGUUGCAAGGGAUGCCAACCCCCCUGUGUAGCCCGGCCGGAGACCAAGAGAAAACCAUAACCCGCACAACGGUCCACUUUCGAGACCUCGCUGAAUCGGAAUAUAACUAUCGAGCUCUCCCUCCUGGCACCCGACCACUUCCGUGGUGACAUGAUUUCUCGCGUUCCCGCCUCGUGUUUUGACUCUUCACUCUCGGUUUCACGGGCGACGCUUAAAGACGACCUGCCCCGCGCCUUUACCGAGGCGGCUUGAAUUUAUUUACCGUCAAUC
This is a messenger RNA of Frieseomelitta varia, 526 nucleotides long. RefSeq lists its product as uncharacterized. Lineage: Eukaryota; Metazoa; Arthropoda; Insecta; Hymenoptera; Apidae. The coding region runs from base 31 to 405 and encodes 124 amino acids. The transcript has 2 exons. The record is from RefSeq and is a predicted model, not a curated record.